Molecule: messenger RNA, 4080 nt
Organism: Orussus abietinus
Lineage: Eukaryota; Metazoa; Arthropoda; Insecta; Hymenoptera; Orussidae
Exons: 7
Coding region: 631-3954 (1107 amino acids)
Source: RefSeq, a predicted model, not a curated record
CACUUUCUCAGAGAUUUUAGAUUAAUAAUACGCUUAAUUCCGAAGUGAAACCUGGGUCGAUAAUCACGACACAUCAGGGUUGAUGUGUCGUGAUUAUGGCGUAUCCCGAUACUCGGGUGGGUUCCCGUGUUUCUUUCAUAGCAUUUCGUAGGAUCCCAUAGAAUCCCUACGAUGGCACUUCUUCCAGUCCAGACGUAAUAUUUACGCUUUUAUGGCUUUCUUUUACGGAACAGAACGAAAUAAAGCAUUAGAAGCGAUUACAAUUUAACCCAUGUAGUGUCCGGGUAAAAACAAGAAUCUCUUGAGGAUUAAGAUUUCCAUGUGUCUCGAUGUGGUAACCUGUUGCGUCCCACCCGGUCCCACCCACACUCAGCUCUUCGAAAUUUAAAUCGGCUGUUCCGGGCGUCGGUUAGGAAAGAAAACAAGUGCAAACGUUGGUGCAAUUUAAAGGAUACAGGUGGACGCGAGCAGGUACAACAAGUGGGUUACAAGUGCAGGAACUCACGUUUAAUUGGAUAUGAUUAGAUUAACAUACAGAUUGUAUGUACGUGCGUGAGCUUGUUAUUUGCAAAUUAGAUACGCAAAAAAUCAGGAAAAACAGGAGUGAAUAAAUAUUUGCCAUUACACCCUAUGAGAAAAGGAAAUGAAUUAAACAAAAUGAGUGAUUCCAGUGAUAGUGGUAAAUACAAGUGGACACCAGAUAGCACAACGCUGUUAGUAUCGGUAUGGACUGACAAGCAAGUGCAGAAACAGUUACAAUACACUACUAAGCCGCAAUUAAUCUGGGAAAGCAUUGCCCGUUACAUGAGGAAGAAGGGCUACAAUGUCAAUGGUAAACAAUGCCGUUCCCGAAUGAAACAAGUUUUGGUAUGUUAUCGUGAAGCAAAGAGAGCUGGUACACGAGCAGGUGUUGAGCAGUAUUAUGAGUCCAUCGAUAAGGUUCUUAAAACCAAACAAGUGGAACAGAUCAAUAUCAAUGGAGUGGAUACCGUUGAUACAACGGCAAAUGUUAAGUCACCGCCAAAGGACGUGAAGACUAAUAAGAAUCUUCAAAUGAGAUACAAGUAUCAGGAGCCGAUAGGUACUAUGUUGCGCACGGAGGCUCUUUCCCCUGCAUGGCAAUGUGCAAACGAGGAAGACUAUCCAGACUCCCCAGAGUCCAAUGAGACGGUUCUUGCUCAGCCAUACCGAGCCCUAUCUCCAGUAAGAGAUGCAGCAACAAACACUGGACAACAACUUACUCAACCAAUCAGAACAACGACUCGUCCCAAUUCAUUACCUGUAGACGAUUCUCCAAUACGAGAGAACUACAGACCAAAUAUGAUGACAAACAAUCGUUUUAGCGAGAUACCUUUCCAGAAUGCGGUUCAAAAUGUGCAAAAUCAGAUCAUUCAGGAGAAUAUGCAGCAGAAUCAAGCAAUGUUGCAGCACAACAUCCUCCAGAAUUAUUUGCCCCAGCAAGAAGUGACGAAACGAGACCCCAUUUACCAGCAAAAUCUACUCCGAAGCGUAGAUCAAGGACUCUUGUACAAUCAGAUGAGAUUAAGACACGAAAUUCUCCAGGCAAACAUUCCAAACGCAGUUCCGGAAUCGAACCUGAGAACACAAAACCAAUUGCAAAGGAAUGUUGCGACAAAUAAUGGCGCUAUGCCUCAAGAACCGAAAAAGCCACAUUUCAGGCAAAAUCUAUCGGUUGCAUUUAAGCAGUAUCAAGACACCAUUCCUGCUCAACCGUAUACCUCGAAUGUCAACCAGAUGGGUACGUUAUCUCCUCGGCAUUCUCCAGAGAUGUGUCCCAACCUGAACGAAGGGUUUUGCCAAUCACCAGGUAACGAGAAAUCUCAUAACCUCAAUGAGACGUAUGUUCAGCCGAUGCCUACGGAAGAGCCUCAGUUCUUACCAGCAGUUAACGAUACUUGCGUCACUACCAAUGCUACUUACAACGACGACAAUCUUUCCAUCGAGUUUCUUCAAGAGUCUCCGACUCCUGAAGAGAAUGGAGUUACCAGAUUGAAGGAGUCUCCGACAAUGGAGAACACUACUGUGCCAAAUGCUCCAGCUAGGAAAAAGAAGACAGAGAAGCUGGAACAACUUAUGAUAAGUGCUAUUAAUUCACAAAACGAAGUCGUUAACAAGAUUCUUGCGGCCCAGACGGAUAUGGUAACGAAAUUUCUUGAUUUGGAUCGAGAUCGCCAACAAAGGCUGGAAAAUCGUUUGGAUCACUUAUUACAUGUUGUACAUACUUCGGUAUUGAGCAAUAAUCAGGAGAAGGCAGCUGAAAUAACUCCACCGCUUUCGGAGCCGAUGAUAACGAAUUUGGAUCCACCUCCAAAGCCAGGAGUAAUCCCACCGAAGCUGGAUUUAGUCCCUCCGAAGCCUUGCAGAGUGCCUUGCACCGUUGCAAACAGCAAUGUCCAAUUAAUUAAUCAAAACCCAAUUCAGACGAAACCAGGAGUUGUCUCUCCUCUAAUGAGUCCGAAUAGAAAGAUGGGACAGAUAUGGACAAAACUCGGACCGGUCUCGCAGUCACCCUUUGUCAAGGCGCAACAACAACUUGGACUUCGACAGAACUCUAACACAGAGGCUCGUACUCAGUCCUCUGCGGAGAGACGCAUAGCAAAGCAGAUCGAAUUCCUUACGGACACCAAGAACUUAAUAUUUGAAACGACAGCUUUCCUGGGGAUGGAGAGGCAGGUUGAAGAGAGAAUAAAGAACUCCAGGAUUCAAGAAAACAUGAGGGAAGAACUGGCAGCCCGAAACAGAUUAGUCACCGACCGCGAACCAACUCCAGCUAUGAUCCUCACCGCAGCGUUUCUGGAUGCUGAGUGUAAGUCUUCGGAAGGUUUGCAACAGAACUGGACCUGGAACAGAUACUCAUCAGAGCGAAGGGAAACUCAAAACGUGCCAACUCGAGAUGUCAAGUUCAACUUUAAGGAGACCGAGGGACAAAGGAGAAAGUUCCGCGAAGACGAUUUACUCACCGGUCACGGAGAGAGCUAUGAACGCCUUCGACAGCUCAAUAUUGGACCAGGAUACGCCAGGGAUCCGAUGGACUCCUCUACUCCUGCAAAACCCCCUCGACGUCCAGACCUUCAGGGAGCAAGUGCAGAAGUUCCUCGACAGACCAUUCAGCAAUUGGCUCAGCUCGUAAUGAACAGUGCCAGGUGGCGAAAUAACGCUACUGAAGGACAACAUGUCCCCUUUGCUCAGACCGUGAAUCCUAAGAACGAGGAUCUCGUCAUCCAAGAUCAAAAUUUACCUGCCAAUCGUAUUUCGAAUGACAAUCCUGUUCCUCGACCUAGAUUCCCAGGAGAUUCCGAGGGGAACCCCACUACGAAGAGUACAGCACCAUGGAGUGGACCGAGUAGUGGCUCUCUGGAAAGAUACUCUUACGAAGGACAAACGACAAAUAGACACUCCGAUAACGCUGGAAAAUUAUCGAACAAUGUCCAACGUUUGUCUUACAACUCCAGACCGACAAACUCGCUUUCUAUGGGAUUCACCACUGAGAUGUUAGAUGCGGAAAAUCAACCAGAGGUGGAAAAUAGGGCCGUGCUUACCAGUAAACAAAUUGGUUUUGUAACGAAUAAUGACAAGGCAUCUUGGAUGCAAAAUAUUCGCUCCACAGAAAAUGACAAAGGACCUUUCACUGAACUGCAAAAAGUUUACUCGAAGAGAGCCCAACUCGAUCAUGCUCUUCCAUACAUGACGAGUAAUGGGAAUCCAAUUACUCCUCAGGAACAGAACAUGAUUGAUCGUUACGUCUAUCAAUUAAAGGAGAAAGAAGAAAAGGAAAAGGAAACGGACUCUGACAAGGACGAGGAAUUCUUGGAUACUACAGGGACUUUAAUCUUGCAUCCCGGACCUUCCAGAAGAGAAUCCUUGACUUCCAUUGGGACUGCAACCUCUUCUAAGACAGGGCAAACUGCUAGAUCUAAUUGUGUGAUAUCCUAAACGCUGCCAAAAAUUAUCUCCUUUCGUUUAACUUCAUUUCAUCUCGUUAAUUGCAUUUCAUGUUAAGGGGAUGUGAAAGUGGCAUCCGAAAGGCCAAUCGUUCAUGAAACUUUUCUACGACUGGAU